This is a messenger RNA of Carlito syrichta (Philippine tarsier), 2138 nucleotides long. RefSeq names its product chromosome unknown C14orf37 homolog (gene ARMH4). The transcript is spliced from 4 exons. The record is from RefSeq and is a predicted model, not a curated record. Lineage: Eukaryota; Metazoa; Chordata; Mammalia; Primates; Tarsiidae. The annotation marks the transcript as partial.
CUCAAUUACUGGACUUGUCAACUCUGCCAAUUUAUGUGUUCAUUUCUCUUCCACUAUGAGCAGACCGGUUGGAUUGCACAUUUGUCUGGCUUUCUGUAGCCUUCUACUUCUCCACUUUGCCACACAAUGUCUGGCCUUCCCAAAAAUGGAAAAGAUGGAAAUAGCACAUGUUCAUGCAGAAAAAGGGCAGUCCGAGAAGUUUAUCACAGAUGACCUUGAAAAUAGCUCUAUCUCCUCAAAGCAGACUCCCCAACUGGUGAUCUCCGAAGAUCCAGAGAUAGUGUCAGCAGGACCAUCAGCAACAUCGUUCAAUAAAGUUUUCUCAGUGAACAAAGAAGCACGUCCUACAGGAGCUGAGUACAUGCAGCCUGUUAGUCACAGUGUUAAUACUGCCACUGAACCAGCCAUCCCAACUGGUGAAGAGGUGUUUGGUUCCAGUCAGCCAGAAGGAAUGUCUCCUGAAAGCAGACUUUUCAAGACCACGUUAACCAUUGCUAUUACUGCAACUGCUUCUCUGAAUAUUGGUGAAAAGGAGGAAGCUUUUAGGAGUACUAGUUCUCAGUCCAUUUUAGAAGAGACCACAGAAGCAACACAGGGUUUUCUGAAGUAUGUGGAUGAUCAGUUAUUUGCAACUGAAAGUCAGGAAGGAGCUAGUUUGGGGCAUUCACUUUCAUCCUAUGUGAACACUAAAGAAAUGCUAACCACCAGUCUGAGGACUGAGAAAUUUGGAGCAGACAUAGACCAUAGGACAACUUAUCUUCCUAGUGCUGAGCCCACAGCAGGAACUGAGCAUGGAAAAAUCACACCUGAUAGGGAGAAGCCUUCACAGAUGACAACUGGCAAAACCCAGGCUAGUGCCAUUAAGCAAUCACUCGCAACUUCCGAGUACACCCUGCAUGUUGAAUCAGAAACGGACAGUCUGCUGGGAGUCCCAGAAGUCACAGUGAGUGUCAGCACAGCUGUUCCAGCUGCCUCUGUCUUCAGUGAUGAAUGGGAUGACACCAAAUUAGAGAAUGUAGGCCAGAUAAGGACCGCAAAGUUUGGAGACAAUGAAGAGACUCAGGAGAGAAUGGAGACGUCUCAGACAGCACAAGUGAGUCAUGAGGUUAUGGGAGGGGGCCAGCCUUGGACAGAGGCUUCAGAGGUGGCUCUGGGACUGCCUGAAGGGGAAACACACACAAAGACAGCCUUGCUAAUGGUCCAUGGGCAAGAGAGAUCACCUGCCUUCUCUGACCAAAGUUCUUUCACCCCCACAAGCCUGAUGGAAGAUAUCCAAGUUUCUGUUGUGAACCUGCUCCAAACUACGGAAGACUUCUUGGAAUCCACCAAGGAAAACGAUGCUAUGAUUUUCUUAGAGACCACUGUUUCUGUCUCAGAAUAUGAGUCUGAGGCGUAUCAACUGUUGGGAAAUACAAUGAAAGACAUCAUCACUCAAGAGAUGACAACAGCUAUUCAAGAACCAGAAGCCACUUUAUCCUUGGAGACACAGGAACAGGUUUCUACACUUGAGGUUACCAGAGACAGUGGCAAGGUGGAGGAAGACAAGGAGACCUCCUCUCCUGUGUCUGAUGUUCCUGGAGGUACUCAGCUGUCAAGAAGAUGGGAACCUCUGGCCACUGCAGUUUCAACUACAGCCUUCCCUUUGUCUCCUGAAGUUACUCCUGCUGUGGAAGAACAUGUGGACACAGUCACAGGGUCAGAUGAGGAGUUCACCCCAGUUCUGGGAUCUCCGGUAACACCGCCUGGAAUAAUGGUGGAGGCCCCCAGCAUUUCCCCAGUGCUUCCUUCUUCUGAGGCAUCCUCUGAGACAACAGUCAUUCCAUCCACUAGCCGUGUUAAUACAGUUGCCUCCUAUGGCCUGGACCAACUCGAAUCUGAAGAGGGAGAAGAAGAUGAGGAUGAAGAGGAUGAAGAAGAUGAAGAUGAAGAAGAAGAAGAUGAGGAAGAAGAUGAGGAAGAUAAAGAUGCUGACUCCCUAGAUGAGGGCUUGGAUGGUGACACUGAGCUGCCAGGGUUUACUCUCCCUGGCGUCACAUCCCAGGAACCUGGCGUAGGGCAGGGCAACCUGGGCUUGCUGGAGGGAGCCACCUACCAAGUGCCAGAUGCCAUCGAGUGGGAGCAGCAGAAUCAAGGCCUGG